Messenger RNA from Sporothrix schenckii 1099-18, 2301 nucleotides. RefSeq lists its product as uncharacterized. Bases 1 to 2301 code for a protein of 766 amino acids. The transcript is spliced from 3 exons. Lineage: Eukaryota; Fungi; Ascomycota; Sordariomycetes; Ophiostomatales; Ophiostomataceae. The record is from RefSeq and is a predicted model, not a curated record.
AUGGGCCUCCCUUCCGAACCAGAUAUCACCCAAUCGCCGGGUUUGGACACCGAAGUUGGCUCUAUCGACUUGCACGAUUGCAUGUCGGAAUUGAACGAACUCAUGGCCGAGCCGUUUACAAGUGCCACAUGGACCAGCGCCACUACAGGACUAUUGCUGCCCACGACGAAGAACGAGUCCAUGGCAACGCGGUUAAUGUCAUCAAAACUUCGUAGCAUUCACCCGACGAUAUCGGCGACGAGUGACGUUUUCAAUUUUGCAUCGGCACUGCCCCUGAGCCUUCCUUCCCCGACGCUCUGGUCACCACAAAUCCCGUCAUCCGCCCCAAGCCUCGGGCAUCAAAGGCCAAGUACCUUUCAUUCCACCCCGAAUCCACGUGUGACUGUCCAGCUAUACGGCCACCCAUUGCAGCAAAGGAUGAACCCAAAGCCGCCACUUGAUAGUCCUCGGGAUGGCAGCGAUGUCCUUUUUGGCACGCACACGCGGCCAAGUUUUGAGCGGCACUCAGUUCCUGUUGAACCAGUGGCCCCGAAAAGAGAUGUGCACCGCGCCUAUGCGGAUUGCUAUGGCAUGGAUGCGAUUCGACGUAUGCAAACAGGCCCCGACCCGUCACCUCUGCUCAAGUACACCGACGGAACAUGGGCGUCUGUACACUUUCAUUCAAUGCUUGCGGGUCCUAGCAAGGGCAUGUCUCCCGGUCUCGACGCCGUCGCAGGAGCCCCUAAUCGCCACAUCCAACUUCAAGACGACCUAUCUGAAAUAAUGGCGGUUGAGACGCAGAAGAGCUCUGAUGGCGGCCAGAAUGACGACGUUGCUGCCAGCAUUGACGUUGUUGACGCUGUUGUUAUAAACGAAGGCGAUAGUAUGAAACAGCCGCAGCAACCACUGAAGCACCAACGUGGGGAAGAGAAAUCGCAUGAUCAAGAUGCACAAGAGGAGCAACGAUUAAAGGUGUCUAGAGCGUCGCCGACAGUGUUGCAAGAGACACAGGAAGUUACACGUGAUCUAUCUGUUGGCGCAGAGAGCUACAUCGACCUCACAGUACCCGACGUGGAGAGCGAGUUUGAGGAUGUCGAUGCCAAAGGUCCCACUGACGUCGACGAGACGUACGCUUCGGCUGCUGUUAUUGACGACAUUGCGUUUGAUACCUUGUCAGACGACCGCCUACAAGCUGUUUUAAAGAGACUGAAGAGGCUUGAUGACGCUGGCGGCCGACUGAAGAGCCUAGGAUUCCAGCUGGAUGAGGUUCCCGUAACCCCGGCAAAACGCAGUGUGCCGAGUGUGCGAUCAGAGCAUACAGCUACAAGGGAAGCAGGGCGUCACCCUUGUGCACAGGAUGGAUGCUCUGCAUCGUUCGUCAGCAAGGCGUCAUUACGAAAACACGAGAAGCGGCACCAGCGUCCAUAUGCAUGCACCUUUAGCUGCAUAAUGAAGGGCAGCGAUGCAAAGCUGUUUGGUAGCAAGAAUGACUGGAAACGGCACGAGGAAGGCCUCCAUUUCCAAGAGCCUGUUCAUGGUGAGGAGUGGCAGUGUGGUGAGAUGAUGGACACGGUGGACGAGAAUGUCCGCAUCCCUUGCUGCCAAGUCUUCAAGUCGGCGCCGAUGUACCGGCUGCAUCUGGUCCGACAACAUGGCUACAGUGUAGACGACAAGAAAACACUGCGUGAGAAGACGGCGCGAUACAGGGCUGUGCCAGCCGAAAGCUGUAGGUACUGGUGUGGCUUUUGCGAGACGUACAUUCGCGUCACUGCUCGGGUUCAGCCAGCUAGUACCAAAACAAGUGGUGAAAGCAGCAACAGCGAUACCGCCACCAAAGCUGUCGCCGAAAGCUCCGCUGCCAACAUGGACAAUGACGACGACGACGUCGGCAAGGGAAAGGGAAAGCAAAGGGAGACUGCGCCAGAACCUCAACUGUGCCGGGACGGAUUCAUUCUCUUUUCCGAGUUCUUGAGUAAGCGGUUUAACCAUAUUGACAAUCACUUUGUGGGCCGUGGCGACCGGAAAAUGAACAUUGCAGAGUGGGUGCCCGACGAUGCACUUGGACCCGAGCCCAACCACAACGACAGUGAAGUUUCCUUACGGAGCCACCGAAGCAACCACGACGACGCGGCGUAUCGGAAACGACACCAUGGAGAUGACCAGCUGUCCAGGACGAAGCGGAGCAAAUCGUCGAGACGAAAAGCUGGAGCGCGCUUCUUUUCAUGGGUUUGUUGCCGUUGCAAGAUCAUCAACACCGCCAAUUCGGAUGUCAUGUGCAACGACUGCCAGCACGCCAUGUGCGGUGUGUGUGACCGCGAGUGA